AUGCUUCGAAGGCAGCACGAAGAAUUCGAGAGGCUCGAAGAUGCGAUAACCGAAGAAUUUUUACUGAAGAAACAGACGAGAUAUCUCUCUUCUACUAGCUCGUUGCUGACAUUGUAUAAUGAUAAUGAUGGGAUGAGGAAAGAAGAAAUAUCUGCUUUAUCUGGGCCCAAUGAGUUUGCUGAAUUCUACACUUUGGUUGACUUUUCUGAUGAAGAAGGUUACGGCAAGUACUUGGAUCUUCACGAACCUUAUGAUAAAUAUAUGAACAUCAAGGGAAUCGAGAGAAUAGACUAUCUUGCGUAUUUGGAAACAUUCGACCGCUUGUUCGACAUUCCAAAGAGAAGAAAACACGAAUACAAAAGAUACAUCAUCGUUCUCCUUGAUUACCUUUACUACUAUUGUCAACGUGUCCAACCGCUGGUCGAUCUUGAUAAGGAAAUGGAGGAAACCCAAGAAGAAUUUGAUAGAAACUGGGCGCAAGGAUGAUUUCCAGGAUGGCCCAAAGAUACCGGAAGUGCUUUGGCGCAAUCUGGGGCACAUCUUGAUCUGUGUGGUUUCUCAUCUGCUGAGCUUUGGUUGACUUUUCUGAUGAAGAAGGUUACGGCAAGUACUUGGAUCUUCACGAACCUUAUGAUAAAUAUAUGAACAUCAAGGGAAUCGAGGUAAUUCAACUAGGUCGCAUGCGUUUAGUUAUGAAAUUCCCGCCGCUGUUUUAAACCAAUCAGUAAUCAAAAUGAAUAUUUACGAAAA
This is a messenger RNA of Xenia sp. Carnegie-2017, 750 nucleotides long. RefSeq names its product splicing factor 3A subunit 3-like. Lineage: Eukaryota; Metazoa; Cnidaria; Anthozoa; Malacalcyonacea; Xeniidae. The record is from RefSeq and is a predicted model, not a curated record. Gene Ontology annotation, biological process: mRNA splicing, via spliceosome. Gene Ontology annotation, molecular function: RNA binding. Gene Ontology annotation, cellular component: spliceosomal complex.